GGAAUUACGGUAGAAUUGUUUGAAUUUUUUCGUCGAAAUCUGUAACAGAUAUGACAAAACUACAAAAAACCAAAAUGUGUAGUACAGGACCAAAUAUUCUUUUAACGUUCUUAUAAACUAUCAGUGGUCCACGUAAAAAAAUUCUACAAACAACAAAGAAGCGGGCACUCAUCCAGAAAAAAUAUUACCCUGUAGAUUUGCAUUCAAAAUAAGCUUAUCACAUGAUGAAAACUCUAAAUCAGAAUAUCAAUGACAAAUUUAGGUUAAAUAUCUUGUGAAGGGAAUUAAGGUGCUCUAAGAAAAAAACAACUCUCGAAAACAAAGUAUUUGCGGGCCCAUGUUUAUAGGAUUUUCUUAAAAUGAUGCGAGGAAUCUGUCAUUUGCGUUUGUUCUUUCAAUUAGGGGACAUUCUGUAUUUCAGACUCCACCUUGUUGAGGAAGCCAAGAACAAUUUCUUGGCGCCGUACUCGACCCCUAUUGAAAAAAUUGUUAAGAGCGGCAAUUUGAUAUCGUGCUAAAUACCAAUAAUUUUAUUUGAUUUUCUCAAUGCGCAUGCGUCUAUUCAAGAAAUUCGAUCAAUGCGCAUAGUGUCACCGCAGCAUUUAGAGUUCAAACAUCCGCAUAGACCAAAACAAACAGAUAGGGUCCUCUGAAAAAAAAAAAAACUGCAGAACUCAGCAGUGCACCUCAGAAAUUUCUGGAAGGUGCAGAAGGUGGUCAGAACGCUUUGCAAGGUGUACCCGAGUCCCGGCGCGGCCCGCAACGUUUGGGCCUUGCCGCAGACUUCUUGUAACAUGGUAGCCGACACCGACCAUCCUGCUGCUUCGGAGGCCCACGACAGGGACGGACUUGAGGCCGAUAUCACCGAGCAGACCCAUAGGACUAUUUUCGAUAUUGUUAAAUCUGGGGAAAUUUCCGAAAUUGAGGAACUAAUUGAAAAAUCUGGAACUCAAGUACUACGAUUCAGAGACGAAUGGGGCUACACACCAGCCCAUUGGGCUGCACUAGACGGAAAUGUCGAAAUAAUGAGGCUAAUCGUGGACAGAGGAGCUCCUUUCGAUCUUCCAUGUCUCGGUAUUCAAGGGCCUCGACCGAUCCAUUGGGCUUGCCGAAAAGGACACACAGCUGUUGUCCAGGUCUUGCUGCAGGCUGGAGUUGCUGUGAAUGCAGCAGAUUUCAAAGGUCUGACGCCUCUGAUGACAGCCUGUAUGUUCGGCAGAACAGCCACGGCUGCUUAUUUAUUAGGAAUGGGAGCUUUGAACCACCUAGUAGACAUAAAUGGUGACACAGCUAUGCAUUGGGCAGCUUACAAAGGCCACGCUGAUCUCAUUCGACUUCUGAUGUAUUCUGGGGCUGCUCUACAAAACUCCGAUCAUUUUGGAUCAACGCCUCUUCAUUUAGCUUGUCUCUCAGGAAAUGUAACUUGCGUAAAACUUAUAGCUGAGAAGAGCAAUAUCGACUUGGAACCUUUAGACAAAAACGACAAAACACCACUGAUGUUGGCUCAAAGUCAUCGACAUUUCGACAUUGUACAAGUGUUGCAAUCUGAAAUAAAGAAGAGGAAGACGUGGUUCCCACCGAUAAGUGAAGUGUGGGGUUUGCUUUUCGGAAAGGGUGGUCAUUCUAAAGCACCUCUUUGUUUCUUUUUAUGCUCCGUGCUUCUUUGGGGGUAUCCUAUGUAUGUCAUAAGGUGCAUACCGAUCACAUGGAACAUCCUUAGAGCUUCACACUAUUGUUUUAUAUACUGGAAUAUAGUCAUGUGGGUUUGUUGGAUUGUAGCAAAUCGGAAGAACCCUGGAUACCUUCCAAUGAACACCGAAUCUUACCACAGGGCUAUCAAGCAAAUACCUUACCAAGACAAAUGGAAGAAGAGAAACACAAUGAUAAAUCGUCUCUGUCAUACCUGCAAAUGCCUUCGUCCACUUAGAGCGAAACAUUGUCGAAUAUGCAAUAGAUGUGUGUCUUACUUCGAUCAUCACUGCCCUUUUAUAUAUAAUUGCGUAGGAUUGAGAAACAGAACCUGGUUCUUCCUGUUUGUCAUGAGUGUAGCAAUAAAUUGUUCGUUCACAAUCUACUUUGCUACAUACUGUAUAGCUAUCGAAGGUUUCAGCGUGAUGUAUAUACUAGGAUUGGUUGAGGCCUUCGUUUUCUCUGGAUUAGGAUGGAUACUUACCUGCACUUCGGUCCUCCAUGCAUGUAUGAACCUAACCACAAACGAAAUGUUCAAUUACAAGCGGUACCCAUACUUGAGGGAUAGAAGAGGUAGAUACUUCAAUCCGUUUUCAAGAGGACCCAUUUUCAAUCUCAUCGAGUUCUUUUUCUGCACUCCUGAAGAAUAUGAAGACGACUAUCAUUAUGAAUACAUCUGAUAUACGAGCAAACAAAUUCUGGCAAGAAAAGGAUAAAGAUCUUUUCCAAAUGAGGAUAUUUUUAUACUGGUAAAUUCAGCAUUCAUCAUGUUCAGUAGAUCGGUUGGAGUUUUCCAUGCCAAGAAUGUAUGUGAAAUAUUUUUAUAAACUGCCAUUAGCAGAAAAUAGUUCCUGCAGGAUGUAUAGUUUAUCCAGGAUAUUUUUUUUUACCCUGUGUCGUGUUAAAUUAGUUCCUCUAGGUAAAUCUGUAUACGUGAGCUUUUUAGCUUAUCCCAGCUAUAUUUUUAUUGAACAUAUCUCUCCCGAAGAUAGCGUUUCAGAAUUGAAUACUUAAUCAUAUCAGAAGAAAAAUACAAACAAAUUUUUUUUCAAAACAAUUAUUUUUCUGACUCAGCUCCCAAAAAUAUUUUAGCUUAGUAGAGAAUAUCGAAUAACACCCUGUACAAUAUAAAAUAAACAAGAUCAGUACUUGAAUCUUGUUAAAUUCGAAAAAUAAAACCCUCACCUACUUGAAUACACUCCUAAUCGUUUUCUGUAAUUUAUGAAACUUGAGUUUCAUUUCAUGUUUCAAGCAUUAUUAAAAAUCUAAAUUUGAAUUAAGUGAUCCCCUAAGCUGGAGAAAUGAUUGCUGAACUUACUCACAAUGCCUGUUUCUGAAGCUCAAAAAUAUGUACAUUUCAAUUAAUAACAAAUUGGGAUGUAUAGUCUCAAAAAGUGUCUUAUUACAUUUUAUAAAGUACGGCGAUUUGUUGCAUAUGCCUGUUGUUUAAAAUCAUUGUAUCGAUAGAUUUAAUUAUCUGUUUUUGUAAUUGAUAUUCCAAUCGUACCUAUUUUUUACGGAUAGAAGCGAUAGAGCGAAAAAUUUAUGCUUUCAAAUAAAUUUUUUCUU
Molecule: messenger RNA, 3258 nt
Organism: Harmonia axyridis
Lineage: Eukaryota; Metazoa; Arthropoda; Insecta; Coleoptera; Coccinellidae
Gene: Patsas
Product: probable protein S-acyltransferase 23
Exons: 6
Coding region: 795-2369 (524 amino acids)
Biological process (GO): protein palmitoylation
Cellular component (GO): Golgi membrane
Molecular function (GO): palmitoyltransferase activity; protein binding
Source: RefSeq, a predicted model, not a curated record